AUGGGCGCGGUGCAAUCGACGACGAUGGCGGGCCCGCCGCCGGGCGACGUGGGCACUCGAGUAGACUUCAACUGGAACGCGCUGAGCAAGUCUCAGAGUGUGAGCAUGUCGUCCGUGCACUCGGCCAUCGCCAGGAAGGUCGACAUUGGGAUGGGCAGCUGCAAGUUGGCAAUCUGCAAGCGCUUGAGCGUCGGCAUGGGAUCGUGCGAGGAAGCAAUUGUGUUUGAGCGCGUUGACGUUGGUAUGGGCAGGGUCAAGAUUCUGCACUGCACAGCCGACACCCGCAUCAGCUGUGGCGCCGGUGUCGUCGAGAAGAAGAUCAUCCACACGCCUGCUGAUCUGGCAGCGCUCGGCCGCGCACGCGCCAACCUCCCGCCCAUGUACUCAGAGACGCCGCCAAACCCAUACCUCCAGCAGCAAGCAUACCCGCCACAGCAGCAGCAGCAGCAGCAGCAGCAACAGCAGCAAGCAUACCCGCCACAGCAGCAGCCCUAUCCACAGCCGCCACAUCAACAGCAGCAAGGAUAUCCACCACAGCAACAACCGUACCCACCACAGCCACACCAUGGAUACCCACCACAGCCACAACAGCAGCAACAGCCAUAUGCACAGCCGCAGCAGCCAUAUGCACAGCCGCAGCAACAGCCAUAUGCACCGCCACAGCAGCAACAGCAAGGGUACCCUGCUGAGGCGCCACCUGGCUACGACGAGGCUGUGGGUGGCGGCAAGCCCCAGCACAAAUGAUGCGAUGCAGUGUGGU
Messenger RNA from Salpingoeca rosetta, 760 nucleotides. RefSeq lists its product as uncharacterized. The record is from RefSeq and is a predicted model, not a curated record. The coding region runs from base 1 to 744 and encodes 247 amino acids. The transcript has 5 exons. NCBI's taxonomy places the organism in Eukaryota, Choanoflagellata, Craspedida, Salpingoecidae.